Molecule: messenger RNA, 3932 nt
Organism: Amborella trichopoda
Lineage: Eukaryota; Viridiplantae; Streptophyta; Magnoliopsida; Amborellales; Amborellaceae
Source: RefSeq, a predicted model, not a curated record
CCAAACCAAAGCGAGAAGGAAAGAGCAUGGCUGCCCAAAAUGUCGUCUUCAUUUCUUUUCGCUCUCCAAUUCAACCCCCAUUUCAUGGUGAUAGGCUUACACCAUUUUCUCUCUCCUUUGCUCAUCAUGAGACGAUACCCUACGCUCUCUCUAUCUCCUCAAUGCUUUCACAAUGUUCAAAGCAGUGGCCUUCUUCUUCUUCGUUAGACCUUCAUACGGAACCAGACCUAGGGCUUCUCUCUCUGUUUCGAGGAAUUGGGUUUCUGGAGAGAGAAACAGAAUAUCUGCUGCAUGAAAACCCUCUUCUUCUGAUAACCCCAGUUGAAUCGAUUAGGUCGAGGUUAGAGUCUCUAAUGUCCAUUGGAAUCCCAGAAGCUGCUCUCCAUUGUUUGAUUGAUGAAAGACCAGAGAUUUUGACGGCUGAGGUCUACACGUUCCUCAAAUUUGCUGCACAGAACUUGAAAGGAAUCAAAUCAGAAAGAAUUGAGCGUCUUUUGAUUGGAGCUGAGCUUGAUUCUCUCUCUGAUAUUUCUACAAGAGUUCAGUUGUUUAUCGAUCAUGGAGUUCCCCAUGAAAAACUGGUUCAAGUUUUGAGCAAGGUCAAUCUCAAGAAGGUUUUCUCUGAAAUGACUGUCGAUGAAAUUGAUAGGGUAAUCACAUUUUGGAAACAGUAUGACAUUGACAACCAUUGGUGUUCCUGCAUAAUUCGACGACCUGCUCUGUUAAACCUCGAUCUUGAAAUCUUUAUCAUCCCUAGGAUUGAUUUUCUCUUGAAUCUUUGCAAGGAUGAAAGCUCAGUGAAAACCCUAAUCAAUCGAUUCCCCCAUGUCUUAGCCUACACUGUCAAGCAUGUGGAAAUGGACAGCAAUUUUUGGAGAGGAGAAGGCUUCUCUGAUGCUGAAUUCUUCAAGAUUGUGGAGGUUUAUCCUAGUAUUUUUAGUGUGAGCAUAACCAGGAAACUUAGACCUAGGGUUGAGUUUCUCAAGAAUUGUACCUUGAAUAAGGAUGACCUAUUCAAGUUUCUUAUCAAAGCUCCAUUGUUUCUUAGCCUCUCACUUGAAGGGAAUUUAGCCAAGAAAUUGGCUUUCUUGGUUAAGAUGGGCUAUGAGCCUCGUACAAGAGAACUGGCCAUGGCUAUGGGUUCCACAACUAGAACCAGUAGCGUGAAUAUGCAGAUGGUUGUUAAUGUUCUUAUGAAUUAUGGGUUUUCUUGCUCUGAUAUAUUGUCGAUGAGCAAAGUUCAUCCUCAGAUAUUGCAAUACAACCAUACAUCAUUGGAAUUGAAGAUUGAUUAUUUGAUCAAUGUUAUGUGUAGGGAUACAGAGGAGCUGUUAUCUUUUCCUGCUUAUCUUGGGUACAAGCUCAACGACAGGAUUAAGAGGCGCCAUGAGAUUAAGACGUUUGUAAAAGGAAGGAGUUCAAGUUCAAAUCAGUCGGACCAUUUUUCACUAAACAAACUUUUGAGCGUGCCUAGUAAGAGAUUUCCACAUUUCAAUGCAGACUGUAUCAUCUGUUGAUGCUGAGAAUUAGAGUAUAUAAACUGUGAAUGUGUGUAUAUGCAAGCUCAUUGAUGCAGAUUUUGGGGGUUGCUUCUUGAUAAGUUUUUGUGUUCUUGUAAUGUCUUUGGAAUUUUGAACCAUUUGCAAUGGUUUAAAUCUCAAAAACUGAACAUUUAUGCUACUGUAAGGCAUGUUAGAUGUCACCUUAAACUCUUGAUAUUUCAGGAUCUAACAUAAUUUGAGUUAGGAUGUGUUUGACGACUGGGACCUGAGAUAUGGGGCAUCCCAAGUUCCAGCCCAUGCUUCAACUUCUUAAUUUGGUUAUGCUCCCCAUUCAGGGUGUCGUAAGUGCGCACUCUUUGAAAAUGAGGUGUGCACCCUUCCAUCUACCACUAAGAGAGCGGUGCUUUGGGACAAUAGGGAGCUCAUCCCUCUCCUUUUAUUUUCUAUUCGCCUUAGAAAAAGCCCUCAUCACCCCACCCAAACUCUUAACCGCUCUCUCUCACUAGCCAAGCUUGCUUCGUUCCCACUAAACUUCGUUCCCCCCUCUUGGUUUCAACCAUGAUCUGAGGUUCGUAUCCAUUCCAGAUUAUUGGUGUUCAAUGGUACAUGUCCAACAAGGAGGAGAGAACUGUACAAGGAAUUAAUGGCUUUUUGAUGUAUAGACAUAAGGAUUUAUCAUAUAUAACCCUACGAGAAGGGCAUUUGAGGCUUAUUUGUGCAGUGUAUUCUAAUUGGAACUGCAGUUUAUGCAUUAUAAUGCCUCAAACAGUUAGGUGGAGUGGUUUAAAUUUCUAUAAUUGAUAUUUGGAGGGUGGGCUAAUGUUAAUCAAUUGAAACGGGCACGUUGGUCCUGUGAAGUUUGUUUGCAAGUUGUUUAAUUGGUGGAAUAUGAUGAUCUCUUCACAAGAAUGAGAAUAUUUCUGGUUUGUGCAUUGGGUUCCAAAAUUAUAUCUAUGUAUUGGCUGUUGCAACUGAAAUUUUGUCCUUCAAGAACCGAGAAGGUCUGUUUUAGAGCAUUUUGAAUUUUGGGGUUUUAUUGGUUUUUACCAGGUGUUUCAGAUUGCUGGAUAAGGAAUUUUCUUUUUGCUGAUUCCAAAAUACCCCAUUGUUCGUACUUGUCAGAAAAGGUUGAGAUUGGGAAUUUUAAUUUGAGAUGGGGUCGAAGGAAAUUGAAAUCGAAGGGGCCAAUCUCUUCAUUCUUGGGUUGCUUUGCUAUUGAUCCACUUGAGCAUUAGUGUUCUUAAAGAUGUCUAUCACAGAGGUCUCAAUUCUACACCGCAUGGCCAUUGUUCUGGCUUUGCUUUGGGUGCUUUCAUAUUAUAAUUACUGCCAUCCUGUGGUGUACAUCGUAUCAUUCAUUUAUAUUUACCUGGUUAUUGUUGAACAUCAGUGGUGAAUGUGAGCAGUGCUCAAGUUAUUACAGGUGAUUGUUGAAUGGAUUGAUUUCUUAUUGCUUGCAUUGUGCAUGUGUGUUUGUAUAAAGAUCGAGAUUUUUCGACAUGAGGAAGUGCACGUCAGUCAGUGUGCGGCGGAAAGAGAGAAAAGAAAGGAAGCACCGUCGUGCGCGAGUGUCAUCAUGUGCGAAGUGCCGCCAUGCGAACAGCAGUGUACAUCGUCGUGCGCGGUAGAGAGCUUGCGCAGCAAUAAGAAGAAAAAGAAGAAGAAAGUGCGCGCGGCAUUAAGAAGAAGAAGAGAUCGCUCGGCAAUAAGAAGAAGAAGAAUAAGGUGCACGUAGCAGUAAGAAACAGAAUAAGAAAGUGAGCGCGUGGCAGUAAGAGGCAGAAAGAGAGCGUCGUUGUGCGCUGCAUAAAGAGAGGCCGUCGUGCGCAACAGAGUUCACGCUGUUGUGCACGACAGGGAGUUCAUGCCGCCGUGCGUAGCAGAGUUCACGUCAUUGUGCGCGACAGGGAGUUCAUGCUGCUGUGAGUGUUCUAUUGUGAGUGCUUUUUGGCGCAUGUAAGCCACUUGUAUUCCUUGUCAGCCAUUUGGAUGCCACAUGGAUGCCAUUUGUAACACUUUGGUUGUCACCUGCCAGCUGCCUCCCCUUUUGGUUUAUAAAUACUACCCCUCUCACCCCUCCUAGGACUUGUGUUCUCUCUCACUCACGAGUCCCCUUUCUAAAGACUUAGAAUCAUAACCUCUUGGAGCCAUUUUGGGAGCUUGGGAACUUGGUCUUUGUAGGGAUUUUGGGACACUUUUGGGUGCAAAGCAUCAGCCUGCGGUUUUUGAGAGCGGACGGCUGGGUAAAUCGUGGCUGGCAGUUGAAGAUCUGAGCUUGUCUAUGCAGAUAGUAGGUGUUUGAUGGUGGAGGCCAUAUAGUUGUUUUGUUGAAGUCUUGUAUGUUUUUUGUUGUUGGGCCUUAGUGCCUUGGACAUGAUUGUAAUGAAAUUUUGGAACCUGUAUAUAUAUAAAUUGGUUUUAUUUUAUCCA